Molecule: messenger RNA, 3916 nt
Organism: Zophobas morio
Lineage: Eukaryota; Metazoa; Arthropoda; Insecta; Coleoptera; Tenebrionidae
Product: protein grindelwald
Exons: 4
Coding region: 181-861 (226 amino acids)
Source: RefSeq, a predicted model, not a curated record
UACUCAGUCAACCAUUUCUACAUACACCUGUUGCAUGGCCAACCAAGAUGGCUAAAAAAUUCCGCGUGUUUAUCGCUCUUGUUCAAACUUCCACAAUGCGGUAAAAUCGGUGAAAAUUUCAAUUCAUUUACAUCACUUUUUUAAAAAAGUACAAAAAUCAGUGUUCGUAAAGCAAUAAAAAUGAAACGUUGUGGUGAUAUUAUUGUGUUGUUAAUUGUUAGUUCGUACGUUGCCACAGUGGUCCACUGCAACAUUACACUGGAAGGAACAAAAUGUGGGCAAAAAGUGUGCACAAGGGAGGAAUACUGUUCACCAUUUCAUACGUCUUGCGAACCAUGUUCUAGAAUUUGUAACAAUGCGACGCACAACUAUGAUAAAACCCAAUGUGUGGAAAGAUGCCAAGACUACAUCCACGAUGCCCGCUACAAGUUAAAAGAUGAAACGGAAAGUGGAGACGAAAAUCUUAGAGCAACUGUUCAGCGACUUUCACAUAUGGUUACAGUUACCCUGGUUUUAGUGUGUUUUAUGCUGAUAGCUUUAGCAACAGUACUGAUAAUACAACUAUACAGAUGGAAAAAGAAGAAAAAUAUCACAUUGGCGACCAUUAAAAACAAAUUAUUUUCCAAAAAAUCAGAAACAGUUCAAAGCAAACCUACAGCUACAGCUAAUCAAAUAAACAAUGAAAAACCAGAACUACGUUUAGAAAUUCCCACAGAAUCUACUCAUUCUGGAAACAGCCCUGUCACAGUAACUACAUCCAUAAGUAGAAGACCCGCAGAAGACAGCACUUUGGAUUAUGCUUACGAUAAUCCAGCAAUGUCAUCCAGUCCAAAUAAUAAAACCAAUCCAAAUUCUUUUUAACUGUUACAUAGCGCUUGUUAUAAUCUCAUAUGUUUUCGUUGUCUUUUCCUCUAUUUUAAGAGCUAGUCGGGAAGCGGUGCAAUCCUAGAAGCUUCUCCUGUUAGAUUUUUCUGUUAUAGCUUUUAAGUCCACUAAUUUUUAAUCGCAGUUUGUACAGGCAGAAACUAUUACUCAUGUUAUAAAAGUAUUUUAUUAAAAAAAAUUAGUAAAAACCUCUCAAAAAUUGUAGUUUAACAAGAAUAGUGUCUCAUUUUCUUGUUUAAAUUCGUAUGUGUCAAACAAUGCUUAGAUUAUUAUUAAUCCAAAAUUUCAUACAUCUUGAGAUGAUUCCUACAUGGGGUAGUUUUACAAAAAUUUGCGAAAAUCAAUUUUUACAUCACAUAAAUUGCAAGAAAUGUAACUGAAAAUGAAAAAAUUAGGUAUGUAUUCAAAAUUAAGUUAUUUUAUUACCUAACAGAAAAUGUAAAAAUAUAUUGUGCAUUAUUUUUAAUUUUAAAAAAUCUACACGAAUAUAUUUAUUCCUACAGAUAACAGUGUGCUGAAAAUUGAAUGCGAAUAAGAUGAAAACAUAAAUAAAAUUCAUAUUUUGAAUUAAAAUUCCUAGGAUGAAUCUAAACAGGGUGUAGCACUAAUGUAUUUAUUAUUUAACAACUUGCUCGGUCAUCAACUUAGUAAGUGAUGUGUAAAAUGAUCUGCUAUGGUACAGUUAAUUUUAUGUAUAACUGUUUGUAAUCUCCAGUUUAUUCGGCGGUCUCGUACAUCACUUGAAAUUAAUGUAUUUUCAUAAUGAUAUUAUAUUUAUAAUAAAUUAAUUUAAACUUCCAAAACAACUUUAUGUAAUGCACUGAUUUAUAUUAUGUAUAAUACUUAUCACACAAAUUACAUUUUAAUUGUCACCCUUUACUAACUUCUGACAAAUACCGUUUUCAGAACUUUCAAUCUGUGCUAAAUAUUUGUUCGAGUUAGUCAGGGGUGCAUUUAUAAUUUUUGUUUUUUGGUUAAAGCUUUAAUAUUUCGUAGAUAUAUUAUAUGUACCUUAUGUAAUAACUAGGAGUUAAUAUUUAAUAAUUCGUAGUCGUACCUAUUGCUAGCCGCAUUUAGCACAGAUGUAGUUUAAACUUUAAUCAAUUAGAUGAGAAGGGUGUUUUAAAUUUGAUUUUGUAGGCAGUGUGUUCCAGAUAUAAUUAAAUGGAAUUAGUAAAAACCAAGUAAGCAACAAAAUAAGCAGCCAUUAGCGAGCCCCUAGUACUUACUGAACAUGGCUUGUAUCACAUUUUAAUAUCUUCGUAAGAUAUCGCCUAUAAAAUGAUUUUUGUGUCACCCGAUGCAUGUAACACUGCACUGUUUAUUAGUUGAUAGUUAUUUUUCCAUACAUUACAUUCCGUUUUAACAUAGACUGGGUUUUACUAGUAUUUAUAGCUUAGGUUUUGUAUAUAUUUUGUGAUUGCAAACGACACGUUUAGCCCUUAGAGCAGCUAUAAUAUUAGAUGACGUAGUUCAACACUAUGAAUCACACAGAGAUUAUUUUCAAAUUAAUUACUGCAUGAUUUCAAAAUUUGUGAUAUUAGUGAUAAAAAAUACUAACGAAUUGAAAGCACUGCAAUUUUGGGUUUCUAAAAUUAUUUUGCUGUAGCUUUAUAAAUAAACAUUGCCAAAAAUAAAAAAUGUAGUGUAUAGUAAUACUCAGCGAAAUUAUAAUUUGGCCACAAAUAUUGAAAUCAGCGUCUAUAAAACUAAAGUUUUGCAAAAAAUGCAGGACGCCCCAAUUUAUAUUAGUGUAAAGUUUUUGCAUAACCGGCUGUCAAAAAUAUUACUUUUCCAAAUUUUAAGUAUUGUAACGUCUCAUUUUACAUCACUUUCAUGCUAGUUCUUAGACAUACAUAUAUUAAGUUACUUCAUAGGUUAACUAGAUUAAUUUGGUUUUUAUUUUUAUUUUAUUUUUUUUUAUUUUUUUUUUUUUUUAAUUAAGGGAGUAGUGAAUCUCUUAAUUUGCGUCCAGCAAUCCGUCCACCUAAUUUUAAGUAUGCACAUUAAAGAAAAUUUUCAUUAAUGAUGCUUAGACUAAAUACUUAAAUAUGCGAUAGAUGUAGAUAUCUUAAUUUACUUAAUUGACAUAGAAUUAUUUCAGUACCUACCAAGUAUUUCUUAGUUGUCAAAUUAUUGUAAUGCGUAAAAAUUAUUUUUAUAAAUCUAUUUUCAUUCAUAUUAAGGUAUUAUAUGUAUAUAUAGUGUAAUUAACAAAUUAUAUAUAGAUCUGAUUACAAAACUGUAGAAGAUAACUGGAUUCACAAUUAAUUUUAUUUGUAAUUGUUGUCACUAUCUUUUACAAAGGAUUCACCAACAUCUGCCUUUCAAUUUAAAGAAGAGAGAGUAUGUCGUGAUUUUAUAAACAAGGUCUACGAUUAUUUGUUUAUAAGCACAAGAAACUUUAUAAUAGUAUUUAAAUAAUUACUUAUAACAAAUAUUUUCAAGCACUAUUAGUUUGUAAUUAGUUGAGUCAAAUACGUCCUGGGCAUAGUACUUAAAAACUAUAUUUUAUUCUAAGUCCAAAGUUACUCUUUACUGAUUAAUAUCUAAUUAUUGUGUGUAUGUUAACACUAUAUACGAUUAUAUGUAUUCUGGCGCAGCCAUUUUUUUGUUGUUAUUGCAAGAAUAUUGUCUUAUAAUUAGACAGCGGAUUUCUGUCGGGCUACGUCACGAUUUUAGUGGGGACGCGCUGCAUCGCCGGGACUCAGUAGCAGGUGAUAGGUAAUCACUGAAUUUAAUUGUCACUUGAUUCCAUAAAUACAAUUAACGAUUUAUUAAUCAAACGGCUAACUAAAUGAGAACUGGAAUUAACAGCAGAGUGCAACGAAGCAGCGUUAUUCUAAUCUCAAAUAAACGAAGUGCAGCCGGUAAAUGCAAUGAAUUCCCAUCCCGUACGAGCCGUACCGAGUUUGGCCUUGUCUAGCCCGACAGAAAUCCGCUCUCUACUUAUAAUGUAGUAUCCACAUAAUCUACUUGUGUAACACUUGGAAUAGUGUGUUGGUUUAAUAAAUGUCUAAUAAAAAAUGUC